Caenorhabditis bovis is the source of this 1155-nucleotide messenger RNA. Lineage: Eukaryota; Metazoa; Nematoda; Chromadorea; Rhabditida; Rhabditidae. The record is from the annotation of a GenBank genome assembly.
AUGGCAGAGGAUAUCGGGUUUGAGCCAAUGUUUGAAGACAUUGAAGAAACAAAGCCGAAGAAGAAGGAGAAGAAAAAGAAGGCAGAAAGGUCAGCUCCUGAGAAUUCUACUGAAGAGGCUCCUGUAGAAGAAUCUGGUGAAAAAGUAUUGACGAAAAGUGCAAAAAAGAAAUUGAAAAGAAAAUUAUCAAAGGAGAAGAAUGACCAGAAUGAAAAAGAUGAGAAAUCGGAGAAAAACGAUGAGAACAUAGAAGAGCCAGAAGAGAAAAAAUCGAAAGUCCAGGAAAAUCUGAAUACAAAAGACAAAAAGCCGAAAGCAAAGUUUCAAAAAAAGAACAAAGAGCUCAGCUUCGAGGCUAUUGAAAAUAAAUUUUGUACAUUAUUAUCAAAAUUAACGGAAACAACAUCUAAGUUCAAUGAGGGCGAAGAGCUAAUUAAGAAACAAGUCGAAGAAGGAAAAAUCACCGAAGGUGAAGCAGAAACAUUGUACAGGGUUUAUAACCGUAAUCUACGGCUAAAGAGAUAUCGUGAAGUUAUAAUUAGAGCCCUUGGAGAGAAUGCCGAUCUAUUUGCUGUUAAGAAUAAAGUUAAUAGUAUGGUCGAAGCUAAAAAGGUGACAAGAGCAGAUGCUGGAGUGCUAAUCAAAAGAUGGAAAGCGAAAGAAACACGAAGAAUUGGUAGACAAAAUGAAAAAUCGUCGAGAUCAGCGUGUUUCCAUUGUCGAGAACCAGGUCACUUAGUGUCGGAAUGUCCGAAGAAAAGCUCAAGCGACGGCGAUGGAAUUUGCUUCAAAUGUGGUUCAACGGAGCAUUCGAUUUAUUCAUGUAAAAAGAAGAACAUCAAAGGCUUUCCGUUUUCGACCUGCUUCGUUUGCAAACAAAUGGGUCAUUUGUCAAGAGACUGCCAUCAGAAUCUGAACGGAGUUUAUCCAAAUGGUGGAUCGUGUAAUGUUUGCGGCUCAAUUGCCCAUUUGAAGAGGAAUUGCCCAGAAUUGGCUGCUCAAAAAGCUGGUAUCAAUGGAGAAAAGAAGAAAUUCGUCGGCCGUGCGUCAACGAACCUUGCACAAGAAUCUGCAGACAUGGACUACGAUCCGACCGAAUCUGCAAUUCCUGAGAAGAAACCGGUGCGAAAAAUGCCAAAACACAUUAAAUUCUGA